CUCCGCCUCAACUCAGAGAACAUAGGAGGGCAGGGCGAGGGUUGUGUAGUUGUGGACUCGUACUCCUUUUUUUAAUUUUUAAUUUUUUAAGAAGUGUGUAUUUUUAAAGUUUUAAAACAACAUGGAAAUGGAAACAGAUAAGCUUGCUGAAGAUGGAAGAUCAAUUGCAGAGUGUCAACAGAUGACUGUCCUAGGAGACAAAAAAAGAGAUCAGGGACCUCAGUUCUCAACAGAACGGGAUGCCUGUCUAAAAUUGUUUGAGAAAUGGAAUGAACAAGAUCAAGUGGAGUUUGUGGAACAUCUAUUGUCUCGCAUGUGUCACCACCAACACGGACACAUCAACACAUAUCUCAAGCCCAUGCUUCAGAGAGAUUUUAUUUCAAUGUUACCAAAAAAAGGACUUGACCAUGUUGCUGAGACAAUUCUCUCCAUGUUGGACGCUGAAUCGCUCAAUUGGGCUCAAAUGGUGUGCAAAGAAUGGUACAGAGUUAUUUCAGAAGGCAUGCUAUGGAAAAAACUAAUUGAAAGGAAGGUUAAAACUGAUCCUUUGUGGAGAGGUCUUUCAGAACGUAGAGGAUGGAUCCAAUACUUGUUCAAACCAAAGCCUGGUGAGAACCACCCAAGUAAUGAUUUUUACAGAUCUCUCUACCCUAAAAUAAUCUUGGAUAUUGAUAGGCUUGAAAAGAAUUGGAGAAUGGGAAGACAUGUGCUUCAAAGAAUCAAUUGUCGCUCAGAAAACUCAAAAGGAGUAUACUGUUUGCAAUAUGAUGACCAUAAAAUUGUAUCUGGACUAAGAGACAAUACAAUAAAAAUAUGGGACCGUUCAACUUUGCAGUGUAUUAAGGUUCUGACGGGCCACACUGGUUCAGUGCUUUGCCUACAGUAUGAUGAUAAGGUGAUAAUCAGUGGCUCAAGUGAUUCAACGGUACGUGUGUGGGAUGUGGCCACCGGUGAAAUGGUGAACACACUCAUUCAUCACUGUGAAGCUGUACUUCACCUACGAUUCUGUAAUGGGAUGAUGGUGACAUGCUCAAAGGAUCGCUCCAUAGCUGUUUGGGAUAUGACAUCACCCACAGAAAUCACAUUAAGAAGAGUUCUUGUGGGGCACAGGGCAGCAGUUAAUGUUGUUGACUUUGAUGAAAAAUAUAUUGUCUCUGCCAGUGGAGACCGCACAAUCAAAGUUUGGAACACAUCAUCAUGUGAAUUUGUUCGAACUCUAAAUGGACAUAAAAGGGGCAUCGCUUGCCUUCAGUAUCGUGAUCGACUGGUAGUCAGUGGCAGUUCGGAUAAUACCAUUAGAUUAUGGGAUAUUGAAUGUGGAGCUUGCCUCAGAGUGUUAGAAGGUCAUGAGGAACUUGUGCGGUGCAUUCGCUUUGAUAGUAAAAGGAUAGUUAGUGGAGCUUAUGAUGGGAAAAUAAAGGUUUGGGAUCUGGUUGCUGCUCUGGACCCGCGGUCUCCGUCAGGCACACUCUGUUUGAGAACAUUAGUGGAACACACUGGACGUGUUUUCCGACUACAGUUUGAUGAAUUUCAAAUUGUGAGUAGUUCUCAUGACGACACAAUUCUCAUCUGGGACUUCCUUAACUGCGACCCACUUGAGGGCAGUACAGCUGAGGCCCCUCCUCCUUGUCAACCGGUAGAGAACAGAACACCUUCUCCUUCAUUUGGUUGAACAACCGCCCUUUGCCCAUGGUCUUCAUUUACAUACCUGCCAAAAGUAGCACUUACCACUCCAAAUAAGUGCUAUACUGUCCCUGUACUAAACAGGAACAUCUGAAGUGUCUUCUUUUCUAAACUGUAAAAGUGUUUGAUAACUACUGUGAUGGUGCUCAACAAAGAUUCUGCAAGGCUGCAUAAUAAAAUCGAGGAGCUUUGUUCUUUUAAUGUAUGAAAUGUUAUCAUUUAUAAUUUUAAUAUUUUUAGUUAUAUUAAGCCAUCUAUAAUUGUACAGAUUUUAAAUUACUGUCAUUUUAGACGUAUUUAUUUCUCUUAUGCAGCCUCCUAAUGUCAUGCUGUGAUGCCUUCGGUAUUGGAUGAACCAAACCGUGUCAGUUUCAGAGUAUUUUGGGCAUCUCUAUGACGUUACUUUACAUUUACCUUUGUCACUAAUUACUGUACUUUUGAUAGUAGACCAUCUACCAUUACAUAAAAAUCAUGAAAUAGAUUGUCUUAUAUCAAAAUUUGAAGUUUGUAGAUGCCUGAAGUAUUAGAUCCCAGAAUUUGAGCAUACUCUGAUGUUCCAUAGAGCUCCUUUGAGAAGUGUGUACUUAAUUGGUCAGGGGAAAUAUUGGGGAAGUUGUUCUGUGUCAACUUCUCCGUUAUCAGGUUUUAUUUGAGGGUGGUUGGUAUGUGAUUCCAGUGUUAAAGUUUAGAACUGGUUGGUUUGUCAAAGUUUUUGUCUGGUCACUCCUCGCACACUCUGGCAAAGACAUACUAAACAACUUGUUAUUGUAAAUUUUAUUAGCGUAGAUUCUUGCCUUUGAAAUCAUAUUGGCUUGUUCUCUCUCAACUUGGAUCUCAUUAUGUCAUGUCAGAACUGUUGCUCUCAAUGUAAUAAGGAUUUAUCUCUUUCAAGGAAUUUUGAGGUGUUUGGGCUUUUGAAUCAGAAAAGAGAAACUCCUGAUUUCUGUGUGAUUAAAUGGUUAUGACACAAUUGUCUCUUGGUUGGAGAUUCACAAUUAUAAAUUUUUUGUAGAACUGUUCAAGUGUUUAAUAUAUUAUUUGACUUGUAUUUGUUUUGUUAAUUGUUUGUCUUCAAUGUAAAAUAUUGUGUGUAAGUGUGUGAAUGAGUUGUACAUAUCAGUGAGUGAGUUUUUGUGUGAUGUGGCCUUGGAUCUAAAGGUGUGAGAGCGACAGGACAUUAACUUCUGAUGGGCUUCUGCCUAAUGUCUGUGAUUAAGUGAUAUUCACUAUUAUUGUGCAUUCUUAGAAAUCCUCCUUAUUCUUAGUGUGUAUGAAAUUGUAGAAUAUGUGAGGCCAAGAGAAAGUAAAAUGAGUUUACAUUAAAUAAAAAAAGAUAAUUGUUUCUUGUGCUAACUGAAAAUCAUGGACUAUCCUGUUUCCUAGGAAAUCUGUUGAACCUCAAUCAUGCUAGGUUCAGACCAUCUAACGGUAACUAACAAGCACCUUUGUGCUUUCAAGUCCACCUCAAUCUCCUUCCCUUGAUGCAAUUUUUGGAUUGAGCUUUGUGUACUCUGACUCUAAGUGGCACAAAUGUUUAACUGACAUUUUGACUUACAGCUAGUUUCAUUUUUAUUUUUUUUGUUAAAUCCUGUCUGCCCCAUGUUGUUUCUCAUGUAAGAUUAUCUUCUCAGUUCAUAUAAUAUACCGCACUUUUAUUACUGAACAUUCCCUGUUUCAAGUGCAGGUAACUAAUUUUUACACUAGUUGUGAGCAUUAGAGGAAUUUCUCUUAACAGUAGUACAGGUAUGGAAAAGAGUUACAGAAUCUGCUUAUGAGUUUGUUUUGUUGACUGCCUCUCACUUGGCGGAGACUUAGUAAUGGACUAGAGUUGUGGGGAUUCAGAUAGGGGGUGGUUUCUUUUCUGUUUUGUGUUUUGGUGAUAUUCUAACUUUUAAGUCAAAUGACCAAAUUGAAUUCCUCUAAAAGAAAGAAAUGGACUAACUAUUAAAAAAAAAGUAUACAUUGUUUGUCUGGUACAAAAAUGAUGUUAGUUUCAGAAAGUUAAUUUAUGAAGAUGGACUGGUAUGGGCUGGAAUGCUACUGCAACUUGGGAGUUUUAUGUAGUAGAAUUAAAUCCCUCUGGGUUUACUUCUAUGCUAUGAAGUGAAGUAAUAUUUUCCCCAUUUCAUGUUAACUUCAUAGUCAAUACCCUUGACAAUUGUACAUGUUUUUUUUUUUGUUUUUUGUUUUUUUGUAUACAUCCUAGAGAUCGGGUAAGCUAUAAGUUGUACUAUUUUGGAGGUAUUGAUACUGAUCAGUAAUUCUCAAAUUACAGUUUUUCUGUACAUUUUCUUUGUUCAUUGCUGUUAAACAUCUGUCCUCCUUUCCUUAAUGAUAGAUAACUAGAGAAAUCCACGUACAGUGUACACUCCAUUUUGCAGUAGUCCUUGAAAACACUUGUUUUUCAUCAGUCAGACAUGUUCUCCAGAGUAGUCUUAAAAUAUUUGGAAAAUGUCUUUUAUACUCACGUAUAAAUUUCAUUCAUGGUUGUCAAUGCUUAUGAACUGAUUUAUUCUCAUGCUCAUAACUUGCAAUUCCAGUGUGGAAUAGACUGAGCUCGGGGCGCUACAAAUGUACAAUAUGCACACUGUUACACUGCAUAGAAUUUUGUGAAGUCUUUGUGUGUUGAAUGUUUCAUUCAAAACAUAAAUCUUUGAUGAAAACUAAAUUAUUUCUUAUUAUUUGCUGUUAUUUAGAUAUACUGCUGAGGUACUAUGAGUAGACAUUUUCACUCUAAAAUUACAGUAUUUACUGUGUAGUGGGGCCUGUUAUUGCUUUGCGAUCUGUUAAAGCUAAAACACAAGUUAUUAAGGCUAGAAUCUAAUAUUUUUAAUUGGUAGAGGCAGACUUCAAGGAGUAAAUAUGCGUCAGCCAGUUGGUUUCGUGUUCCCAGAAAAUUAGUUUUCUUUGUGGACUCUGUAUCUUAAAGGAAAUGAAAAUCAACCACAA
Molecule: messenger RNA, 4632 nt
Organism: Frankliniella occidentalis (western flower thrips)
Lineage: Eukaryota; Metazoa; Arthropoda; Insecta; Thysanoptera; Thripidae
Gene: slmb
Product: F-box/WD repeat-containing protein 1A
Exons: 11
Coding region: 122-1672 (516 amino acids)
Molecular function (GO): protein dimerization activity
Source: RefSeq, a predicted model, not a curated record